Messenger RNA from Nannospalax galili (Upper Galilee mountains blind mole rat), 749 nucleotides. RefSeq names its product clarin 1 (gene Clrn1). Gene Ontology annotation, biological process: equilibrioception; sensory perception of sound. The record is from RefSeq and is a predicted model, not a curated record. The coding region runs from base 18 to 713 and encodes 231 amino acids. NCBI's taxonomy places the organism in Eukaryota, Metazoa, Chordata, Mammalia, Rodentia, Spalacidae. The transcript has 3 exons.
AAAAGCCAUUUCUCAGCAUGCCAAACCAACAGAAGAAAAUAAUUUUUUGCAUGGCUGGUGUACUGAGCUUCCUGUGUGCCCUUGGUGUUGUGACAGCGUUGGGGACACCGCUGUGGAUUAAAGCCACUAUCCUCUGCAAAACAGGGGCUCUGCUUGUCAAUGCCUCGGGGCAGGAGCUGCACAAGUUCAUGGGUGAGAUGCAGUAUGGGCUUUUCCACGGAGAAGGCGUAAGGCAAUGUGGGUUAGGGGCAAGGCCUUUCCGGUUCUCAUUUUUCCCAGAUUUACUCAGAGCGAUCCCGGUGAGCAUCCACGUCAAUAUCAUUCUCUUCGCCACAAUUCUUGUUGUCUUAACCAUGGUGGGGACAGCCUUCUUCAUGUACAAUGCUUUCGGCAAACCCUUUGAAACGCUGCAUGGCCCAAUGGGGUUGUAUCUGUCGAGCUUCAUUUCAGGCUCCUGCGGCUGUCUUGUCAUGAUAUUAUUUGCCUCCGAAGUGAAAAUCCACCAUCUCUCAGAAAAAAUCGCGAAUUUUAAAGAAGGGACCUAUGCCUACAAAACACAAAACGAAAACUACACCACCUCGUUCUGGGUCAUCUUCAUUUGUUUUCUGGUUCACUUUUUGAAUGGGCUCUUAAUACGACUUGCUGGAUUUCAGUUCCCUUUUGCAAAAUCUAAAGCCACAGAGACUAAUGUGGCCUCAGAUUUAAUGUACUGAAAUGGCUCCAUAAUUUCUCAAUAAGGGAAUGGACUU